CUCUCAGGUACCAGACAAAAUGAGCAUGCUGGAGCAUUUGCACUUAGUUUUUUUAACACUGAGCUUUGUUUCUUUGAUGUUUUUUCUAUACAAACAAACAGAGAAUGGAAGUGAAAUAAAUAUCUAUUCCAGGACUAAUCUGGACACUAAAAUCAGACCACAGCUGGACACAAUCGAGGACAGGAAAUGUGAGGGGAAGAUUCACACGAGCCCGGUACCACUGGAGCUGACGCUCAGACAGCACUCUAGAAAGAUGCUGAUUUAUAAACAGUGCAUCGAUAACAGUAACUCAGACAUCAGUGGCAAAUGGGCGACAUUCGAUGACAUUCCCAAUGUGGAAUUGAGCAACCUGCUUGUAGAUGACCGCCAUGGAAUAAUUUAUUGCUACGUUCCAAAGGUUGCUUGUACCACAUGGAAACGGAUCAUGAUUGUUCUGAGCGAAAGUCUGAAAGUGUACGGUGUACCUUACAGGAACCUUCUAGACGUUCCCAUCGAGCAAGUUCACGGAUCAUCUCUACAGCAACUUAAUGCAUACCCCAAGGUAGUGAUGAAACAAAAACUUGAGACGUACCAAAAGUUCUUAUUUGUUCGAGAUCCUUUUGUCAGACUGAUUUCAGCCUACAAAGAUAAGUUUCAAAGUCUAAAUCAGAUAUUUUAUCGAAAAGACGGGAUGUACAUAUUGAAGAAAUUUGGACAUGUCUCUAAUCCGCCAGCAUCGGUAGAGCAAGCGCACGCUCAGGGCAUUGUUCCGUCUUUCUACAACUUCAUUCAAUAUAUCCUGAGCCUCCCAGCAGUACAUUACACAAAGUUCGAUGAACACUGGCGACAAACACUUCACUUGUGCCAUCCAUGUGCGAUCGAUUAUGACUUUAUUGGGAAAAUGGAAACCAUCGAUGAAGAUGCUGCUCACCUGCUGCGAAUACUCCGAGUUGAUAACAUUGUCGAAUUAAAACCGAUGACAAGAAGCAAAACAGAGCAGAGUGAGAUAAAGACCUGGUUUUCCAACAUUACCAUAGAGUGGAGGAGGAAACUCUAUGAUAUUUAUAAGGCAGACUUUAAACUGUUUGGAUAUGAGUAUCAUGACAAUCUAGAUGAUUAUAAAUCAGAAAACAUUACCUAAAUCACAUUGUUUGUUGUGUUGGGUUGUGUAAUGUAGUAUGAUGUAUGAUGUAGUAUGUAGUCGUCUUUGUUCAUUUCCUGACGUUGUUAGCUUUGUCACCUUUAUGGAUUUGAAUG
This is a messenger RNA of Hemibagrus wyckioides, 1236 nucleotides long. Its product is annotated as carbohydrate sulfotransferase 12-like. Gene Ontology annotation, biological process: carbohydrate biosynthetic process; proteoglycan biosynthetic process. The record is from RefSeq and is a predicted model, not a curated record. Gene Ontology annotation, cellular component: membrane. Lineage: Eukaryota; Metazoa; Chordata; Actinopteri; Siluriformes; Bagridae. The transcript has a single exon. Bases 20 to 1120 code for a protein of 366 amino acids. Gene Ontology annotation, molecular function: sulfotransferase activity.